AUGUUAAAAGCUGCAGCACUGGAGUUUGUCAAUGCUGUUGGCUUUGCCGACCUGCCAUGGUGCGAGGGAAGAGAACAGCCCAUCUUCACCACCAGAGCCCAUGUCUUCCAAAUUGACCCCAGCACGAAGAAGAACUGGGUUCCUGCAAGCAAGCAGGCUGUAACUGUUUCCUACUUCUAUGACAGCACGAGAAACAGCUAUCGGAUUAUCAGUGUGGAUGGAGCCAAGGUGAUCAUAAACAGCACCAUCACCCCUAACAUGACCUUCACUAAAACAUCGCAGAAGUUCGGCCAGUGGGCAGACAGCAGAGCAAAUACUGUGUUUGGUUUGGGCUUUCCCUCCGAGCAGCAGCUGACGAAGUUUGCAGAUAAAUUCCAAGAAGUAAAAGAAGCUGCCAAACUAGCGAGAGACAGAUCUCAAGAGAAAAUUGAGACCUCAAGCAAUCAUUCCCAGGAAUCUGGACGUGAAACACCAUCUUCCACUCGAGCAUCUAGUGUGAAUGGGACAGAUGAUGAGAAGGCAUCACAUGGUGGUCCUGCUGAGGCACAUCUCAAGUCUGAGAAUGAUAAAUUAAAAAUUGCUCUAGCCCAAAGUUCAUCCAAUGUGAAGAAGUGGGAGACGGAGCUGCAGACGCUGCGGGAGAGCAACGCCCGGCUGAGCACGGCGCUGCAGGAGUCCGCCGCCAGCAUCGAGCACUGGAAGAAGCAGUUCUCAGCCUGCAAGGAGGAAAACGACCAGCUCAGGAGCAAGAUUGAAGAACUGGAGGAACAAUGCAAUGAAAUAAAUAAAGAAAAGGAAAGAAAUGCACAACUGAGUAGACGUCUCCAGGAACUGGAAACAGAACUUCAGGACAAAGAGCUGGUAAGUGGCCUGAACACAGAAAUGGCAUCCUUUACAGUUUGA
Molecule: messenger RNA, 903 nt
Organism: Cariama cristata (Red-legged seriema)
Lineage: Eukaryota; Metazoa; Chordata; Aves; Cariamiformes; Cariamidae
Product: homer protein homolog 2-like
Exons: 7
Coding region: 1-903 (300 amino acids)
Biological process (GO): regulation of store-operated calcium entry; G protein-coupled glutamate receptor signaling pathway
Cellular component (GO): cytoplasm; postsynaptic density; dendrite
Molecular function (GO): G protein-coupled glutamate receptor binding
Source: RefSeq, a predicted model, not a curated record